Echinococcus granulosus is the source of this 189-nucleotide messenger RNA. RefSeq lists its product as hypothetical. The record is from RefSeq and is a predicted model, not a curated record. The transcript has a single exon. Lineage: Eukaryota; Metazoa; Platyhelminthes; Cestoda; Cyclophyllidea; Taeniidae. The coding region runs from base 1 to 189 and encodes 62 amino acids.
AUGGCAAGCCACUUGCGCCAAUCAAAUGUCGUGGAUAAAGGAGGUGGCGGUGGAAGCAUGGCCGACCACGAGAGUGCUUAUUGUGUGAGGCCAGCUACCUCCUCGACAAUGACAGGGAUAUGGGUAUGCGGUUGUGCAUUCGCUAUCAGUCCUGGACGAAAGCCAGUCAGCCAGUUAGUGUCCAGGUGA